CUCAGCGGCGCCACCUCCUUCCUGGUUGGCUCUGGAACGCGGCCCGGAGCCUGCGCCCUGCUCCUCCUCCAGAGGACUGCUCCGGGCUGUGGCCCUUUCUCCUCCAGUCGCCGCGAUGUCGCUCGCCAUCCUGGUCCUCCGGCUGGUUGUCGGCAUCCUGGCGUUUCCCAUGUAUCUGCUGAACCUUUUAGGCAUGUGGAACUGGAUAUGCAAAAAGUGGUUUCCCUACUUUCUGUCGCGGUUCACGGUGACGUACAACGAGCAGAUGGCGAGCAAAAAGAAGGAGCUUUUCAGCAACCUGCAGGAGUUCGCGGGCCCCUCGGGGAAGCUGUCGCUGCUGGAGGUGGGCUGCGGCACCGGGGCCAACUUUAAGUUCUAUCCCCCCGGGUGCAGGGUGACCUGUGUCGACCCUAAUCCUAGCUUCGAGAAGUUCCUGUUCAAGAGCGUCUCAGAGAACCGGCAGCUGCAGUUCGAGAGCUUCGUGGUGGCGGCCGGGGAGAACAUGAGCCAGGUAGCUGAUGGCUCCAUGGACGUGGUGGUCUGCACCCUCGUGCUGUGCUCGGUGAAGAACCAGGAGAAGAUUCUGCGCGAGGUGUGCCGAGUGCUGAGGCCGGGAGGCGCUUUCUACUUCAUGGAGCACGUGGCAGAUGAGCGGUCCACCUGGAAUUACUUCUGGCAGCAGGUUCUGGAUCCUACCUGGUUCCUUCUGUUUGACGGAUGUAACCUAACGAGAGAGAGCUGGAAGACUCUGGAGCAGGCCAGCUUCUCGAAGCUCAAGCUGCAGCACAUCCAGGCUCCGCUGUCCUGGGUUUUGGUGCGACCCCACAUCUACGGGUACGCUGUAAAAUAGUGGGAGGGGCACAAGGCCGAAUUCCUGCCAGAGCUCAAGGCUUCAGUUUAGAUGCAAACUUCCACCUGGGGGAGGCGAAGUCCACUUCAUUCUGUUUAACCCUUUCUACAUUCUCUCUCAAAACCAAAUCAAAGUGGCUUUGAACCUCCUUCAAAGCGACCAAUGGUCUCUAAGCCUUUGAUAAUAAGGCAACCAAUAGCUGGCAAACCGAACAAAUCAACUCCAGCUAACUGAAAAUCCACGUCUGACUAACAGAAAAUGAAAUCUGAACCCACUUGCUGCUCUGGUGUCUCUGCUCCGGCUUUCGCUGCCCUGUGUGCUCAGGCCAGCAGCUUUCUGUCUUUUGGUUCAGUGUUUCACCAAAUCCUGCUGCACCACACGGUUUGUAUGCGUGCACCGCACCGAUGCUCCGGCGUCACCGCAGGACUGCACCCGGCCACUGGCAUUCUGGGGUCAAUUAUCCGGCACAUGCUUUGUUGAACAUAAGAGACUCUAGGCAGCGAAAGGGCGGCCCCUGCAUUGGGGAAAAUGGGCACACCGUGCGGGGGACUCUAAGUGCAACCCGUAAAUGUAGUGGGCAGGGCCUGGGGGAUUCUUCUGACCAAAUUCCCCUGGCACUGAACUGGGCGAGGUGGUGCACGCCUUUAAUCCCAGCACCUAAGAGGCAGAUUUCAGUAGAUCUCUGAUCUCUGGGCCAGCCUGGUCUACAGAGUGAGUUCUAGAACAGCCAGAGAGACACAAGAAAAUCUUGGGGGAGGCGGUGGAGGAAAAAGCCCACUGGUCCUGGAAGGAAAGCACGGAUAUCAUUGUGUAUGCACUAAGAACGAGUCUGGGUGGGCCACUCGAGGGUCUCAGCUACAGUUUGUAUGUAUGUAAACAAAUAUAUUUUCUGAGAUGCAGAAGUCCUAUUUUGAACAUCAAAUCAAUAAAUUCAUAUUCCUUUAAGAAAUGGAAAUAGUCUA
Molecule: messenger RNA, 1812 nt
Organism: Microtus oregoni (creeping vole)
Lineage: Eukaryota; Metazoa; Chordata; Mammalia; Rodentia; Cricetidae
Gene: Tmt1a
Product: methyltransferase like 7A
Exons: 2
Coding region: 116-850 (244 amino acids)
Molecular function (GO): S-adenosylmethionine-dependent methyltransferase activity
Source: RefSeq, a predicted model, not a curated record